Molecule: messenger RNA, 1674 nt
Organism: Haliotis rubra (blacklip abalone)
Lineage: Eukaryota; Metazoa; Mollusca; Gastropoda; Lepetellida; Haliotidae
Exons: 4
Coding region: 134-769 (211 amino acids)
Biological process (GO): spermatogenesis
Source: RefSeq, a predicted model, not a curated record
AAAUUUACAUAAAACCAGUACUAAGGUCGACAGAAGUGACAGAAGAGGAUAUUUCCUGAUUUCUGUUUACUGAAUCCUCUUGAAAUACAUCGGAAAUAUAUAGAUACAUAGGUCCUGGGGAUCUUUGUGUAAGAUGUCACCAGUGCCAGAUGAGGACCCAGAUAAGCAAGAUUUUGAGGACAUUGAGGACAUGGAUACUCCAAACUUGGUGAUACCAGCUGUCAUAGAGAACAGUGAGGACGAGGAUGAGGACACUGUCCCCCAGGGAUACCAGCCUCUGUCUCAGGGACCAGAGGACAUGAAUGGAAACAACUUUGAUGAAGAUUCUGACGAUGACUCCGGAAUGUCAGAAGGAGAGGAAACUGGUGGUCAGAAUGUUGCCAUGGCUUCUGGAAUAGUACCAAGUGGACUCUAUCCAAACUUUCCUGAUGGAGACCUUCCAUCAUAUUUGCAGGUACCUGAUCUUCCACGACCAGACAAGAGAGAGAUGUUGUGGAACCAGCCACGACACACCAGUGCUGAUGGAAUGGAUUCAGGUCAAGCAGCUGCUGUUAAGAAUGCAAUGAAGGGAUUUGAACUUCCUGGAUGUAGCAUACCUGACUGGGCCAAAAAUGUAUCCGAGGACAAAUGGAAAGAGCAGCUCCUGUCUCGCCUGUCAACAGGUGGCCCACGAGACAACAUCUUCUCAGCAUCUCUUGCUUCCAGCAGUGAGAUGUCAUCACAGAGCUCUGAAAGCAGCCUCAGUGAAGCAGAGAAGGAAAUUGGCUGAGAACAAGCCAAAGUCUUGUUAAAUGAAGGGAUAAUGUGCGUGAAUCUGAAAGAAACUGUUCAUGGUAAAGUUUGUCCAAAUCCUAUUCAGCAAAAGGCCAGUCACUUUCAACUCAUUCACUCACUCUGUAACCACUUUCUCGAAAUAAGAUGAUGAAUGUUAAAUUUAGAAUGGCAAUAUUGGGUAUUUGAAUAUCCCACCACACAUUUUAUAUUUUUUUUAGAGAAACAAAUACAUUAGCUGAGGCAGAAAAUGAAAAAAUAUUGUAACGCCUCUGGCACCAUCAAACAACCUGUAGUGGCGUACAAAGAAUGGGUGUUUGUAUUCUUGCAGUACAUCUAUGUGAGGUAGGGCAGAGCCCCUCAGACACUACCAGGGGAAGGCAGCAAAGUCAGUCUGACACUUGGCCAGGAGAUGGGCUCCCUUUCAACAAUAUUUUACAAAUAUGAUGUACAUAACAACAUUUAUGUUGAAACGGUAUUGAUGUAUUUGGAGACAUUUGUCCUUUUCAAUCAUCAAGUCAGUUCUCAUCUUUAACCUUCCAUUGUUUUCAGUUUCUUUCUUAUUGUUUCAUAUUUAACACCUCUGUAAUGAAACUUUGUGAAGUGGCUUCAUGGGAAGAAAAGAAUUUGUCACAGAAGAUCUACCUGUGGCUCUGAAACUUGCAUGUAGUUCACCAUUCACUUAAGUUUGGGGAAAGGCACUACCACAAAGGAACCAUAUUUUAGGUGUUUUUAAUUUAAAGAGGACAAAGCUGUUCUUAAGUCUGUGAUAUUAUGUUUAGAGGGCCAUUUAUGUCUGAAUUGAGUAUGUAGAUUUGUGGAUUGUCAUACGGGAGGGAUUCAGUGUGUACAUUUGUAAAUAUUCUAUCAUUGUAUUAUGAAAUAAAAACAAUGCAAAACGUU